Messenger RNA from Drosophila virilis, 4199 nucleotides. It is a transcript of the gene htl, whose product is annotated as heartless. Gene Ontology annotation, biological process: positive regulation of cell population proliferation; fibroblast growth factor receptor signaling pathway; multicellular organism development. Gene Ontology annotation, molecular function: ATP binding; fibroblast growth factor receptor activity. The record is from RefSeq and is a predicted model, not a curated record. Gene Ontology annotation, cellular component: signaling receptor complex; plasma membrane. Lineage: Eukaryota; Metazoa; Arthropoda; Insecta; Diptera; Drosophilidae.
UGAGCGUAGGAGCAGCAGCGGCAGCAGCAGCAACAGCAGCCUCUGUCUGGCCUCUGGCAGCGACCACGAUAUACUACAAAGUCGUCUCUGCUGAAUUUAGAACAGUUUUCAAGCAGAGCUGUGGAAAUUCACAACGUGCGCUAAAGAUCGGAGAAUCACGGAAUAUAACGCACCCUCAACGUCAUAUAGACGAUCGCUACUGUGCUAUGUUAUUGUGUAGCUGUGUAUCUCUAUCUGUGUAUCUGUAUCUGUGUUUUGUGCAAAAAAUAGAAUAUUAUCGAAAAGUAGCUGCCAUCUAAAUGAACUACAUGUAGCCAUAGCUGUACCGAGUACUUGUAGGUGUUGCAGUCAUCCCCAAGCAGCUGCCGUAUGAUCUAUGAAAUGCACCACGCCCACGAUCGUGCCACGAUGUGGCUGUGACAUGUUGCUGCGGCAAACAUGGCUGCCAUAAAUCCAUCAGCGCACUGAAUAAAUCACAGGCCACAAGCGACAAUAAUUAAGAAUCCAUGAGUGCAUACAACAUUUUGGAAGUGUAUUUCCGUUACUUGGCAAGGUGAUCAUCAACAAUCAGAAGCGCAGCCACAGCAUCCGAUUCCGAUACUGAUCGCAAGGCGCACUUCAAAGUCGCCGCGUUAAACACACAUGUUGCCAGAGAUCAAGUUGGAGCUAGCGGCAACUGUUGUUAUUUCCAUCAUAAAUUAGAAAAACUAGAAGAGAUCACUGAUCAGCGCGAGGGUGGAGAGAGAGAGAGAGAGAGAGUGAGAUUCAGAGAGCAGUCGCUCAGCUAAAGUGGAUUUCCGGUGAAUAGAAAAUAACAACAACAACAACACAUGCGACACAACGUUGUUGGAUUGAACUCGACGCUACCCCAUUUGCUGGAAGGAGCUGCAGCUCGGAGUUAGGGCGAGUGCCACUUCGUGUGCGCUGCCUCAGUUACAGUUACAAAAGUAUAUAUCUAUAUAUAUUUAGACAUAUAGCAAGAGGGAAUGUCUGCCAGUUGUCGGAGAAGCGUUGCCAGCGUAAGACGCUGUCACAAUAUGUGCAGAAGCCUGCUGAUCCUGCUGUUGUUAUGCGUUUGGGGCGCAACAGCGAGGCGAGCGCCAGCAGCCAGUUCACAGGAGCUAACCAAGGACUAUGAUAGUGCACCCAACAACAACAACUACAUCAAUGUGACACACACACAAAACAGUAUCAAUGCAGAGGAGGACGAGGAUGCGGAUGAAGAUGACAAGGUUGGUUUGGCAGGCGCCGGCUCUGGCAGCAGCACGAGCGGUGCCGGUGGCAGCAUCGAUGCCAAGCAACAGUUUGCGCCACGUUUUCGGCAUCCCAAACGAAUGAGCACACUGUAUACGCGACCCUCGGGGUCAACACUGUCGCUGAGCUGUCAUGCGGCGGGCAAUCCGGAGCCCAAUAUCACCUGGUAUCGCAAUGGCAGCAGCGAUUGGACGCGCACCUAUGGGAGCUAUCGCAAGACCAAGUGGCAAAUCACCAUGGAGGAUCUGGUGCCGGAGGAUUCGGACCAGUACACCUGCAAGGUGUGCAACCCGCUGGGCUGUCUCAGUCAUGUGAUGAACGUGAUGGUCAGCGAUCGGGUGAAUCAUAAGCCCAUUCUACUCAAGGGUCCCGCCAAUCUGACGCUUCUAAUCAAUGACAGCGGCCAAAUGGAAUGCAAAUAUCUAUCGGAUUUGACCAGCAAGAAGGCCUGGAUCUUUAUGCCUUGCAAGAGCGUAAAUGAGUGCUCCAAGAAUCGCACAGUUCUAGUCGAGGAUGUGGAUCGCUUGGAGUUUACGAAUGUGACACAGGAGCAGGAGGGCUGGUACACGUGCAUCGAGAGCAACAGCCUGGGCCAAUCCACAAGUCGCGCCUAUUUGCGUGUGGUGCGCAGCCUGCAGCUGCUCGAGGCGAAUCUGGGCAGUGUGGUGCGCGAUAAUGGCAUGAUGGCCAUAUUCAUCACGGUCACCUUUCUGCUGAUCAUGCUGUGCAUCAUCUUUGUGGCGUAUGCCGUGCGCAAGAUGAAGCACGAGAAGCUGCUCAAGCAGCGCAUCGAGACGGUGCAUCAGUGGACCAAAAAGGUUAUCAUCUACAAGCCGGCUAGCGGUGGCGAUUCGAGCGGUUCAAUGGACACGAUGAUAAUGCCGGUAGUGCGAAUUGAGAAGCAACGCACCACUGUGCUCCAGAGUGGCAACGAGCCGGUGCCCUUCAACGAAUACGAAUUUCCACUGGACUCCAACUGGGAGCUGCCGCGCAGUCAACUGGUCUUGGGCGCCACUCUUGGCGAGGGCGCCUUUGGACGUGUCGUCAUGGCGGAGGUGAACAAUGCCAUUGUCGCUGUCAAGAUGGUCAAGGAAGGUCACACGGACGAUGAUAUUGCCAGUUUGGUGCGUGAAAUGGAAGUCAUGAAGAUCAUUGGCAGGCAUAUCAAUAUUAUCAAUCUGCUGGGCUGUUGCAGCCAGAGCGGACCGCUCUAUGUCAUCGUGGAGUAUGCACCCCAUGGCAAUCUGAAGGACUUCCUCUACAAGAAUCGGCCUCUGAGCAAGGAGCAGCUGGACAGUAGCUCCCAGUCAGCGCCGCCAGCACCACAGCAUGUGAUCACCGAAAAGGAUCUGAUCAAGUUUGCCCAUCAAAUAGCACGCGGCAUGGAUUAUCUGGCCUCGCGGCGCUGCAUUCACCGGGAUCUGGCGGCACGCAAUGUUCUCGUUAGUGAUGAUUACGUGCUCAAGAUUGCCGACUUUGGGCUGGCCCGAGAUAUUCAAAGUACGGAUUAUUAUCGCAAAAACACCAAUGGGCGCUUGCCCAUCAAGUGGAUGGCGCCCGAGUCACUGCAGGAGAAGUUCUAUGACUCACAGAGUGAUGUGUGGUCCUAUGGCAUACUACUCUGGGAGAUUAUGACAUUUGGAGCGCAACCAUAUCCGGCUAUUAUGUCCGCCGAGGAGCUCUACAGCUAUCUGAUGUCCGGACAGCGCAUGGAGAAACCGGCGAAGUGCUCAAUGAAUAUUUACAUUCUGAUGCGCCAGUGCUGGCACUUUGAUGCCAGCGCACGGCCGCCCUUCACGGAGAUCGUGGAGUACAUGGACAAGCUACUGCAGGCCAAAGAGGAUUACCUAGAUGUGGAUGUGGCCAAUCUAGAGACGCCGCCCUCGACCAGUGAUGAGGAGGAGGACGAUGCAUCCGAUGUGGAGCAAUCGCGCUACCACUACUAGCUGAUCGAUAACGAUUACGAUAACGAUCACUGAUCAUCGAUCGAGUUCAUUGAGAAACUGUACAUACUUCGCCUUCGGGCCAACUAACGAUAAGUCUGUAAAUCGCUUGAAUUUUAUUGCACCAAAGGCGUAAACCAAAAAUUUUUACAAUAUUUUAGAUUACAAUAUAUUACAUUAUAUUUAUAUAUACAUAUAUCUCACGUUGAAGCGUGUUUGAUUUCUAUUUAUAAUGAUGUAAAUUAAUUGUGUGUAAAUCUUCAUCGUCUUUUUGUCGAGCAUGCACUUAACUUUAAUCUCUUUUUCAUUUGUGGAAAUCAGUUUAUAAAAAUAAUGUCAAUUCGGGAUUUUAAAAAUUUAGAAGCUGUCGGAAAGAAUUUCAAAUCGGCUUGAACAAACAUUAAGAGAUACAGGCUGUAGAAGAAUGCCAAAAAAAAAAAAUGUGGUCGAUCGAAAACCAUAAUUUCCAUAAAUUAAGGUCUUUAAUUUUAAUGAAACAAAAUUUCUGAUAAAUGAUCGAGUUUUACCAUUAAAAGUAUGGCUAAGAAGCAGCGUUCUAAUUUGCGAGCGAUCACUGUAAGAGCAUAAAACUAAAAAUUCAUUUUGAUUGCAUUUAAUUUACCAUACAUAUUAUUUAUCCAUGACCUUUUCCCUAAUGAAAAUUAUGCUCAAAGAAGGUGAACUUUAAUAUAUAUCAAUCACAAUUUACAGUGUUAUACGUAUUACGUAUUACAAAAUAAGAAAUAUGAAUAGAUAUGUAUGUAAACAAGAGAGUAUCUUGAAAUUGAAUAGAAUUCUGGCUGCAGCUUAUGUAACUAUAUGUAAUCAUAAGUUAGUUUAUAGAUCGGUUGUAUUCGUAUUUUUAUUUGUACUGAUUCUGCGUAGUAUUCACAUUGUUCAUUGUUCAAUGUUAAAGCAUAUGUUUCUUAUAAUAUAAGAUCUAUAGCAUGCAUGCUAGUGCCUUAUACAAAAAUAAAUGUUGUACUCAUAGUCUAAACCGAA